AUGUGGGAUGGCAACGCCUCCCUGGACUUCGAGGAGUUUCUGGAUCUCAUGUCUGGCAAGGAAGGCAAGGAGGAGAAGGACACGAAGGAGGAGAUCGACAAGAUCUUCAGACUCUUCGACACGGAGGGCAAGGGCUACAUCGAAGUGAAGGACGUGCAGAAGGUGUGCAAGGAGUUGGGCGAGCGCCUCACCAACGAGGAGAUCACCGAGAUCGUGCGGCGCGCUUGUCAGGAUGAGUCCAAGGGCGAAAUAACGCAGGAGGAUUUCUACAUUGUUAUGACGAAGAAGACCUUCCCAUAA
Effrenium voratum is the source of this 300-nucleotide messenger RNA. The record is from the annotation of a GenBank genome assembly. NCBI's taxonomy places the organism in Eukaryota, Dinophyceae, Suessiales, Symbiodiniaceae.